AUGGCUGGGUCUGCCUCGUGUUGGACCGCCGUUCGUAUCGUCAGGCCGACGGGGCCACCAAGACCCCUCCUGACCGAGCUCAUCGACGACGCCCUGUGGUCCCUGGUCGGCCAGCCCCACGCGCCCCACCUCCGCCACGCCUUCGUCUCGGCCACCGACGCCGUCGUCUUCGUUGUUGGGCCGCCCAACCCCCUCAUGGCCCACAACCUGCGCGUCAAGUGGGGCGACGCCCCGCCGGCCUCGCUCAGGGUCGUAAGCGGCGCUGUUCGCGGUGCGGCCGGUCGCAUUGCAACCACGCCCACGCCCGAGAGCGGCGAUGGGGACAGUGGCGGCUGGGGCUCGGUGGCGCUCGAUAUGGAGGUGGUCGGGUCACCGCCAGACCCGGGCUACAAGGGAAUCUGGGCGCCCAUCGAGGUCCACACCGACAUUGUCUACGACCAACAGCUUGGCCUCAACCAGCGCAUCGAACACCACGCCCCGGGCCGCGUGCCACCGGCCCGGUUCUGGGCCGCCGCGGCCCGCGGUGGCUACGGAGCCGCGGCCUCGGCGGAGCUGCUGUGCGUCCAAUCGCAGGCGGCCAUCGCCUACCAGUUUGCCGUGCGGGCGGUGCUGCUCGACAGCGGCUGGGGUGCGGCCCUGGCACAGCGCGGAGUGCAUGUCAAGCUGAUGGGCUUCGAGACCAACAACCCGCUUCACGACGACCACAGCGGCCGCGGGGCCCACUUCCACGUGGCCAUCCGCGGCACACCGACGGAGCCCAAACUCCUGCACCUCGGCAGGGACCUGACGCCGCACCUGUACCUGACCUCCGCCGGCCGACUAGACCCCGCGCUCACCGUCCACCGCGGCUGGUCGCUCGGCGUGUUUGGCAUGUUUGUGCGCGACGACGGCGCACUCGAGUUUGGGCCGCUCGUGGGCGUCAGGCACGGGUCCUCAUCGGACAUGCACCUGCACGUGCGCCAGUCGAAGCAGGCCGACCGCGACCCGGUCGUGGCCUGGAACAAGCGAACCGACGAGGGCAGCGCGUGGGUGCAGUUCUUCAACGGCGGCGUCACCGUCUGGUGCAGCGCACGGUCGUGGCGCUUUCUGCAUGUGCGCGCGGCGAAGACCGGAGCCGGCGACCAAGUGGUGCAGUGGAAGAACGCGACCGACCCCGGGAGCUGGUGGACGGUCGGCGCCGACGGCGGCCUGAAGAGCGUGCGGAGCGGGCACCACCUGACCCUGCCGCCCGGCAGCGGCCCGCGCUCGCCGGCGGUGCAGUCACCGCAGUGCGACCGGUGGGUGGUCGAGCAGCUGCGCGGCGGGCCGGCCUACCGCGUGGACGUGUCCUACGCGGUGGAGAUGGUCCAGGCGACGCCCGACGGGGCCACGGUCCGGAUUCAUCGCAACGGCGCCCCGUGGGCGGAGGUGGCCACGACCGACGAUGCGUACGGGGGACGGCUCACGGUCGUCGAGACAGCAGGGCAGGGCCAGCGCCGCGAACAGGUCAUCCACUACGACCCCCUCACCGGCACCCCGUUGCCCUGA
This is a messenger RNA of Acanthamoeba castellanii str. Neff, 1527 nucleotides long. RefSeq lists its product as uncharacterized. NCBI's taxonomy places the organism in Eukaryota, Discosea, Longamoebia, Acanthamoebidae. The transcript is spliced from 2 exons. The record is from RefSeq and is a predicted model, not a curated record. The coding region runs from base 1 to 1527 and encodes 508 amino acids.